Molecule: messenger RNA, 954 nt
Organism: Fusarium proliferatum ET1
Lineage: Eukaryota; Fungi; Ascomycota; Sordariomycetes; Hypocreales; Nectriaceae
Exons: 2
Coding region: 1-954 (317 amino acids)
Molecular function (GO): acetyltransferase activity
Source: RefSeq, a predicted model, not a curated record
AUGUCAGCCAUCUAUUCUGAAGCCCAAGUUGCUGGGUUUCUCAAACACCUUCAAGUCCCUCAAGAAUUCUACGUGGGCAAUGAGCCUAUUCUGGACCAUGCCUUUCUCAAAGUGCUGCACCAGCACAUGAUCGCAACAGUCCCAUAUGAUAACUUGACGCUGCAUUACUCGUCGCAUCGCAAUAUCACUCUCGAACCUCAAGCUCUCUACCAAAAGAUCGUGGCGGAUGGGCGCGGAAGGGGGGGUUACUGCAUGGAGAGUAACCUCUUCUUCUGCUACAUGCUGAGAGCUCUUGGUUUCCAAGUAUAUCCCGUAGGCGUACGAGUUCGUCUGCGAAAGGAUGGUUAUCGUUCACUAACUGUUCCUAGGGUUCACAUUGUCAAUAUUGUAACUCUGCCUGAUAAUUCUCGCUGGGUUAUGGAUGCUUCAUUUGGCGGCGACGGCCCAACACAGCCCAUGCCCUUGGUCGAGGGCGCCGAGUGGGUUAACAUGGGGACACAAGAUGCUCGUCUUAUCAAGGACUUCAUUCCCGGCCAAACAGAGCUCACGUCCGGGCGUCGUCUCUGGAUCUACCAAUGCCGCAACUCCCGCGACCAGCCUUGGACCAGCUUCUAUUCUUUCAGUCACUCAGUUGAAUGGCUACCAGCCGAUUUCGAGAUUAGCAACUGCUACACAGGCACAAGCCCACGCAGUUUCCAGACAACGACGGUUUUGAUUGUCAAGUUCCUUCUAAGAGAGAGCAAAACAUCAUCAACGGGUGAAGAAAUUUAUGGGAAACGAAUGCUGGUUAACGAUGUGGUUAAGGAGAACCCUGGAGGUAAGACAAAGGUUCUGAAAGAGCUGAGGACAGAGAAUGAGAGAGUGAAGGCGUUGAAGGAGUAUUUUGGCAUUGAUUUGACGACGGAAGAGAGAGAGGCUAUAGAGGGCUUCCAGACUGAGAUUAAGAGCGAGUAG